Messenger RNA from Clarias gariepinus (North African catfish), 2549 nucleotides. RefSeq names its product coronin, actin binding protein, 1B (gene coro1b). Gene Ontology annotation, biological process: actin filament organization; cell migration. The record is from RefSeq and is a predicted model, not a curated record. NCBI's taxonomy places the organism in Eukaryota, Metazoa, Chordata, Actinopteri, Siluriformes, Clariidae. The coding region runs from base 418 to 1995 and encodes 525 amino acids. The transcript is spliced from 10 exons. Gene Ontology annotation, molecular function: actin filament binding.
UUAUUAUUAUUCCUUUUAUGCUGCACAUAGCUAAUGUCUGAAAUAUACUGUUUGCUUUUAAUCAAUAUAAACCCCAAAAGGCUAGAAUAAUAUGUAAAAUAAUGCAUGUGUAUACCUUUAUGACUUCCACUUACAUAAUAGGUUUUAACCUUCUCCAGUUACUCUUUCACUAUACAAGUUAUUCUCACUUUAACUUCUCUAGUAUGAUAUUUUAACUAAUUUUUAAGGCAUUAUCAUACUCAAAGCAUCAGCUUCAUUUUAUUGAAUUGCUGUUAGUCUCCAUGAAGUGCUAUCAUACAAUCAGCACAGCUCUUGUAACAGGCUCUUACUUCCUAGCUUUUAUGGCUGCCACAUUAAAGAUCGAGAUGUUAUGUAUUUAUCACCACUUAGUAUAAUUUGCAUUAUGCACAUUAUAAUAUGCAGUGGUUUACAGCCUUGUGCUUGCUUUUAGUGGUUAUUAGUUGUUUAUUGGAGGAUGAAUGCUUUAAAUUGCUUUGUUGUUUGUUCUUCCCAGUCAUGUCCUUCAGGAGGGGUGUGGUUAGGCAAAGUAAGUUCCGACAUGUAUUCGCCCAGGCAUGGAAAGCAGAGCAGUGUCUGGAUGACCUCAGGGUUUCCCGUGUGACAUGGGAUGGCCAACUCUGUGCAGCCAAUCCAAAGUUCAUUGCUGUUAUUACAGAGGCUGGAGGGGGUGGAGCCUUUCUUGUAUUACCACUCACAAAGAGUGGUAGAGUGGACCAGUCCACUCCCACUGUUUGUGGCCAUGCUGCUCCUGUACUUGAUAUCCAAUGGUGUCCACAUGAUGACAAUGUAAUUGCCAGUGCUUCAGAGGACUGCACAGUAAAGAUAUGGCACAUUCCUGAUGGGGGACUCAUAACAUCAAUGACUGAGGCUACAGUAACUCUAGAGGGCCACAGUAAACGAGUGGGCAUUCUGGCCUGGCACCCUACUGCACUUAACAUCUUACUAACAGCAGGUUGUGAUAACGUAUUGUGCAUAUGGGAUGUUGGCACGGGCGAGCUGGUGUAUGAACUGAGCGAUGCUCAUCCAGAUCAGAUCUACAGUGUGAGCUGGAACAGAGAGGGCAGCCUGAUCUGUACCACCUGCAAAGAUAAAGCCCUGCGUGUAAUUGACCCUCGACGGGGAACUAUCCUUAAGGUGCGGGACAAAGCCCAUGAGGGCACUAGGCCAAUGAGAGGUGUCUUCCUGAAUGACGGAAAAAUCCUUACAACUGGCUUUAGCCGCAUGAGUGAGAGACAGUUGGCCCUGUGGGACACGAAAGAUUUCUCCGAGCCAAUGGCUAUUCAGGAGAUGGACAGCAGUAAUGGAGUUCUUCUUCCUUUCUAUGACCCAGACACAAACAUGGUCUAUCUUUGUGGAAAGGGUGACUGCACUAUUCGCUACUUUGAGAUAACCAAUGAAUCUCCUUAUCUCCACUUCCUGAGUCUCUACAGUAGCAAGGAGCCUCAGAGAGGAGCUGGUUUCCUCAGCAAGAGAGGGGUGGAUGUUAACAAGUGUGAGAUUGCAAGGUUUUAUAAACUCCAUGAGAGGAAAGUUGAGCCCAUUUCUAUGACUGUGCCAAGAAAGUCAGACUUGUUCCAGGGGGACCUGUAUCCGGAUACAGCUGGGUUAGAGCCCUCUCUACUGGCUGAUCAGUGGAUUGCAGGUCAAGAUGCUCCUCCAGUCUUAGUCUCUAUGAGCGGAGGCUACAACGUUCCUGCCUCCAAAUAUAACACACUCCGAGGAAGACCUAAACUAAUACCUCAGAGCAUUAAUACCAGCACUACAGCUCUGAGCACAAACACUGCUGGCAGACAGACAGAGAGUGAGAAGACACAGGUUAAGAAAGGAGGGACAGAGAGGACGAGACAAGAGGAUGAUCAGCUGGCUGAUAUUUUGAGAGAAGUUCGUGCUCUCCGUGUUCUUGUGUUAGCUCAGGGUCACAGAAUUGACGUACUUGAGAAGCAACUAGGGCGGUUAAACGGAGGAGAAGUGUGACUUCGGAGACCCAUAGCCUUAACCUAAAUCUAUGAUAGCUUUACAUUACAGUAAAGGGUCCUGAGAAAUGCAGAAUACCUUAUGUGUAACAUGAUAAACACUAAGCACUGACAUUUUAUGCUUGUUUUAGAUUAAAAAAAUAUAUUUUACAUCAAGUUCUGCUGCUAAUUAUAAACUGGUUUAGGGAAAAAAAAUGCAAUAUGGGCUGAUGUACUUUUAUUUUGGUGGUACUUGCAUUUGGAUGUGUAAUGUAAAAAAAUGUCAGAGAGAGCAAUAUGGAACCUAAAAUCUCAUAUGCUGUACUCUUCAGUAGCCUUUGCUAUUAUCUAGCCUUGAUGAUCUUAAUGCAUAUUCACAUCUAUAGGCCAGAACUGUUUAAAUCACCUUUUUACUUGCGUUAGAAUGGGUUUAAUCUUAAAAACAAUGUAGCUGUUGUGAUAUUUGUGGUGUGGGUCAGUAAGUACACUUCAGUUUAUACCGUUAGAGACUUUGUGGGAUGUGUGUAUUCCUAAAACCGGUGUAGCACUAAGGAUUCACUGUUUCAAACGUUCUGC